This is a messenger RNA of Carya illinoinensis, 1017 nucleotides long. RefSeq names its product protein GRIM REAPER. The transcript has a single exon. Lineage: Eukaryota; Viridiplantae; Streptophyta; Magnoliopsida; Fagales; Juglandaceae. The coding region runs from base 123 to 602 and encodes 159 amino acids. The record is from RefSeq and is a predicted model, not a curated record.
UGUGUGUGCACAAUGGCAUUGAUACCGUAGUACGUACCCACCAUCCUCCUCGAUCACCGGCUAAUCCUAAAAGCGGGAAGUGCCAGAAUUAGUUCGCCAUUUCACGAGAGAGAUUAAUUAAUAUGGCUUGCACUCUCCUCAAGCUCACGACCAUUCUCUCCCUAAUCAUGCCUCUGAUUAUAACAUUCCUAGCUCUGAACUCUCAGUUAGCUUUCUCAAAUGAUAUCGAAGAAGACGAUGAUGAUCAGUACGUACUCGACUCUCCAUUAAUGUCCAGUAUUAAUCUCAGAUCAUCGAGAAGCAGGUUCUUGGCCAGCGUGAUAAAGAAAGGUGCUCGGUGUCAUCCCAUCACAAAUAAUGUGUGCAAUGGAAUACCAGCAAACAACGGGACCAGCCUGCUCUACUGCUGCAAGAAGCAUUGCCGGAACAUUCUUGGCGAUCGGAACAACUGCGGACAAUGUGGGAGAAAGUGCAAACAAGGACAACGUUGCUGCAAUAGGAUCUGUACCGAUAUUACUCACAAUGAGAAUCAUUGUGGUAAAUGCAAUAAGAAGUGUGCGAAAGGCAUAAAUUGCGACCAGGGAUUUUGUGGGUAUGCUUGAAUUUAUUCAAAAGGUAUUUGAUCAUGUACGUCUACUGCAAGUUUCGAGACUGAAACUGAUGAUCAGGUUCAGGAUGGAAUAGAUAUACAAUAUUGUACGUUCUAAUUACCAUUUCAAGUUUUUUUUUUUUUCUUCUUAAGAAAAGUGUGAAGCGGAGACGAUGGCCGGCGUAGUAACACUCACUGGACGUGACUAUAGAAGCCCCUUCCCACCAUUUUCAAGUUGUUACCAAGAUGUUAUAUUUAUUCCAAUGUUUAAUCAAGUAAUAACCCAACUCUCUCAUGUUGGCGUCUUUUAAAACUUGAUUUGCUUUAAAUUUCCAAGCUGUUUCAAUUCAGGGAUAAAGAUGUCGUGAGUCUCAAAUCUAAGAGAAAUAAAUAUAUAAAUGAUCUUACAGUAUUUAUUAAAUAUUUAA